Ilex paraguariensis (yerba mate) is the source of this 582-nucleotide messenger RNA. Lineage: Eukaryota; Viridiplantae; Streptophyta; Magnoliopsida; Aquifoliales; Aquifoliaceae. The record is from the annotation of a GenBank genome assembly.
AUGAGGUCUUUGUGUGAAGGCAAUGGAAGGAAGAGAAGCAGAGAAGAAGACAACUCAGAGAUGGUGGAAGCUUUGGUGAAACUUCUAAAGCCUGACAAUGAGUGGAAUAUGAAGAUCCCGUCUGGUGUUUUGGAGGAAAAGACAGAGAGAAUGAGCUCGGCGGAGAAAACUUAUGAAGAGCUGGGAAUGAUUGAGGAGGGUGUGGCGGAGGGUGAUGGCGAGAGGGAGGAGACUGAUGGUGGAGAUCUUAACGGUAUGGUCGGUAAGAAUAAGAACUGGGUGGAGGCUUUAAUGGUGUGGGAUGAGUGGCCAGAGGCCGGAGAAAUUGCCGGCGGUUUGGGGUCGAAGAACUGGGUGGAGAAUGCAGCGGUUCGGGAUGAGUGGUACGGUAACGGAGAGUUUGACGGUGUUGGAUCGGAUAAUUUGCCGGGAAGUUGUAUGAGUUGGGAAGACUGGCCUUGUCCUUGGAGUUCUGAGCAUGAGGACAUGGUUUUCGAUUGGGUUUGGCAUCCAUACUUCUGUGAAGAGCGUAUGAGUUUUGGAGGCGAAGAGGCUCCAUGGGAAUAUGAUUUGUGGAACUAG